This is a messenger RNA of Etheostoma cragini (Arkansas darter), 2333 nucleotides long. It is a transcript of the gene niban1a, whose product is annotated as niban apoptosis regulator 1a. NCBI's taxonomy places the organism in Eukaryota, Metazoa, Chordata, Actinopteri, Perciformes, Percidae. The record is from RefSeq and is a predicted model, not a curated record. The coding region runs from base 1 to 1902 and encodes 633 amino acids. The transcript has 8 exons.
AUGUUGGAGCAGUUCGUGAAGUUUUGCUCCUCGAGCUCGUUAGCAUGCGCUGAAACUACGAGCUGCAGAUUUAACUUAAAUCACGUUGUGGCUCCGCCCCCGUCCCUCCUCACGUUACCGCAGCAACCAACAUCAGACUCGGAGCGCGUUUUUGCCAAAGAGAAGAAGAAGAAGAAGAAGAAGAAGAAGAAGAAGACGGCGUUUGUUAGAGGAAGUCCCCCCCGCCUGCAGCUGCUGCCUACGGGGGGCGCUGUUCUCACCUCAGAGGAGGCCUACAUGGCCCUGGUGGACCAGUGCUUCCCUGACGAGACCAAUGUGAAGGAGGACUUUGCUCCGCCCCUGUCGGGGAUGCCGGGUCAGUUCCCGGUCUACCUGCGUCUCCCCUACAGGACGGACUCGUACUUCUGCUUCACCCAGCAGGACAAGCAGGCCGCCUUCAUCUCCAUCCUGUCGGACUGCAUCCGCCACCAGAACCAGGACUUCCUGAAGAAGAGGACGUGUGAGGUGCAGGCCUUCCUCAAAGCGGUCCAGCUCUACAGACAGGACCGGGGCAGAUACGAGGCCUGGGGCAUGCUCAUAGGGAGUGAUGUCAGGGUGAUGGCCAACGAGGUGAUGGAGCAGCUGUUGCCGUCUCUUCAGAUCGACCUGCUGCCUCGCCUCAAAGCCAAGAAGACGGAGAAGAGGAGAGUCUGGUUCGCUACGGUGGAGGCGGCCUACGUCCUGGUCCAGGAGCAUCUGCUGGAGGGACUCUCGGCGCUGAAGGAGGACUGUCGAGCGUCGGUCCGGCAGCAGGAGGUCCUCAUGCACUCCGACAUGGACCAGAUCCUCAGCUCCAGACGCCAGCUGGAGGACAAAGUCCGAGGUAACAGACGCCAUCUCCUGGAAAUGGUGAAGGAGGCGACGAGCCUGAAGAAGUUCAACCUGUUCACAGACAGCCGAGACCUGCUGAGCCAGUCCAGUCGCUCCAGCCUCUCGUCCCCGUCCCCGUCCGUCUCCACGCCGGGCAGCCCCGCCAUGGCGCUCGCCUCCCCCUCUAAAACCUCCUCCGAGCACCAGUCCAGGUCUCCUCUGGCGCUCGACGGUCUCCCGUCCUGUCCCCCGAGGGACGAGCAGACGGGGGCGGAGACCGGCGACGAGACCGUCUUUGAGAGCCCUCUGCAGAAGGUUGAACAACCGUCGGUAGUUGAGACUCCAGCGUCGGCAGAUUCAACCAAGCAGACGCAGGAAGUGAACGUAGAAACCGCUCCAGAGGACGUGGUCCAAGAGGAAGUGGUCUCCGUCAAGACGGCAGAGGAGCCUCAGAGACAGAGCACAGACCCUCCAACAGAGGGAAAAACCACUUUGUCAGAAACACCCACGGUUGUAGAAAGCAUAAAGACCCAGAUAGAAGCACCUGUACAGAGUCCUGGGGCCCAAACUGCAUCCAGCAGUGAAGAGGAGACACACUGUGAAAAGCCAGCGGCGCCCUCUGGUGGUCAAACGCCCGCACCACACCCACCUGCAGACAUCGGCGCAGACCUGAGUCUCCAGGAAGCAGAACCGGUCAACGUCUCGGGCUCAGACUCUCUGGACGUGUCGGUAGGAAGCGCGUCGUCCCCGGAGGGAGUGAAAACGCCGCAGACCACCGAGGAGAACGAGGUCUCAACGGCUUCUGAUGUCUUGGAGGACGCCGGCAACGUCGCUAAAUCACCUGAGAGCUCGGACGAUUCAGUGAAGGAAGCUGCGAGCGCCGAGCCGUCUCCAGGUGCUCCAACCUCUCCGCCCGCCGGGGAAGCAAUGGCGUCCAUCUCCGAAGCGGCGCCCGACUGCAUCAAGCAGAUCCGGGACCUGGUGAUGGAGGUGUUCGAGGUGGAGGAGCUGGUGCAGCGCUACCCCGACGGGGUUCCAAAAGUGGAGGAAUGAAGCGUCACACGUCCUCUUCAGCAAGACGAAGGGACAAAAUUAAAGACAGGACCGUAGCAACAGGCCGUCCGAGUCAAAGACAUUUGUUCUCAAUUGUUCUCAGUCCUGAGAAACUUAAAAGAAGACAUAUGCAUGACACUAUGGUGAAUUAUUUAUACGAUCAUUCACACACAUCAAUACAUCAGCGUCGGUGUCUUUCAGUGAUUUGUUUUUGCAGAGAUUGUGAAGAAGUUUCUGGAAAGUGCAUUUAAGAAGCAAAGCUUGUAGAUUUAUUUUGAAGGAAUAGUUUUUUUUUUAGACAUUUAAAAAAAAACAACCCUUUUCUUUCUUUCUGGGGGUCGUAGGACGUAAAGAUGGAUUUCAAUCUGUAUGUGAGACAUGCUUAGCUUAGCUUAGUUUAGCUUAGCAUAGCUUAGCAUAAAGUCUAGAGU